Diachasma alloeum is the source of this 8477-nucleotide messenger RNA. RefSeq names its product Down syndrome cell adhesion molecule-like protein Dscam2 (gene Dscam1). Gene Ontology annotation, molecular function: cell-cell adhesion mediator activity. Gene Ontology annotation, cellular component: plasma membrane; axon. The transcript has 23 exons. The coding region runs from base 174 to 6152 and encodes 1992 amino acids. NCBI's taxonomy places the organism in Eukaryota, Metazoa, Arthropoda, Insecta, Hymenoptera, Braconidae. The record is from RefSeq and is a predicted model, not a curated record. Gene Ontology annotation, biological process: dendrite self-avoidance; homophilic cell-cell adhesion; axon guidance.
ACCAUACGAUCCUUCGUUUCUCGCGAUAAAAACCAAAUUUCAAAUUAUUCUCAAAGUAAUAUUGCAAUAAAUAAAAAUAAUUGUGCAAAUUCACUCCGCGGGCGCAAAUUGAACAAGUGGCAACCGCAUUCUAGACUUCGGUCUGAAGGUGUGCUUGCUGCCCAGCCAAGGAUAUGGGUAUGUGCAAGAUGCUGUGUGGCCUACCAGGCGCGUCGAAGGCUCGCUUCGCUAUACUGGCAUUAGUCACAAUGAUGAUUAACGUUGCAAUUGCCGAGGAUGAGUCGAUGGGACCGGUGUUUGUCAAGGAACCGCCGAAUCGUGUGGACUUCUCUAAUGGAACUGGAGCUGAGGUCGAGUGCCAGGCUCGAGGUAAUCCCCAACCGGAUAUCAUAUGGGUUCGUGCUGAUGGUACUGCUGUUGGUGACGUCCCUGGAUUGAGACAGGUUUUGCCAAAUGGCAAUUUGGUAUUUCCACCCUUCCGCGCCGAAGAUUAUCGACAAGAGGUUCAUGCCCAGGUUUAUAGUUGUCUUGCAACAUCUCCAGCUGGAUCAGUCCACAGCCGCGACGUCAACGUUAGAGCCGUUGUUCAGCAGUUAUAUGAGUCACGAGUCAUCGAUGAAUUCGUACUGAGGGGGAAUACAGCGACUCUUAAGUGUCUUAUUCCAAGUUUUGUCGCCGAUUUUGUCGAUGUGAUCGAAUGGCGCGCGAACGAUGGAACAAGUUAUGGGGUGAAUGAUCAAGAGGAAAAGGAUGGUAAAUACUUGGUGCUGCCUUCCGGUGAAUUGCACAUUAGGGAUGUUGGACCCGAAGACGGAUACAAAACUUAUCAGUGUAGAACCAAACACAGGCUCACUGGAGAAACAAGAUUAUCAGCUACCAAGGGACGACUUGUCAUCACCGAACCUAUCGCCAGCGCAAAACCAAAAUUCACAAUGACUGAGAACUCUCGUACAUAUACAGUGCGAUCCACUGAUGCGCUGACUCUAUUCUGUCCGGCACAGGCGUAUCCCCUUCCAGCUUUCAGAUGGUACAAAUUCCUCAAUGGGACGACACGUAGACAACCAGUACAGCUGAAUGAUCGAGUACGUCAAGUCAGUGGAACUUUGAUAAUUCGUGAGGCACGAGUUGAGGAUUCUGGGAAGUAUCUCUGCAUCGUUAACAAUUCAGUGGGCGGUGAGAGCGUGGAGACUGUAUUGACUGUAACGGCACCACUUGGGGCGGAAAUUGAACCGCGUACACAAACCGUUGACUUCGGCAGACCUGCAACAUUCACUUGCAAUGUACGAGGGAAUCCCAUUAAGACUGUUUCAUGGAUGAAAGAUGGAAAGCCACUUGGACAUGAGGAUUUGGUGUUGAGGAUUGACAGUGUCAAGAAAGAGGACAAGGGAAUGUAUCAGUGCUUUGUGAGAAAUGAUCAAGAGAGUGCACAGGCUACGGCUGAGUUGAAGUUGGGAGGACGGUUCGAGCCACCUCAGAUUAAACAGGCAUUCACUGAGGAGACAUUACAGCCAGGGCCCAGUAUGUUCUUGAAGUGUGUGGCUAGUGGUAACCCUACACCUGAAAUUACAUGGGAGCUUGAUGGGAAGAGGCUGUCGAAUACUGAAAGGCUGCAGGUUGGACAGUAUGUCAAGGUCAAUGGAGAUGUUGUUUCGCAUUUGAAUAUAUCCAGCAUUCAUACAAAUGAUGGAGGACUUUACAAGUGUAUUGCUGGAUCAAAGGUUGGCUCUGCUGAACAUUCCGCUCGUCUUAACGUUUACGGUCUUCCUUUCAUUCGUCACAUGGACAAAAAAGCCAUCGUAGCUGGGGAAACGCUGCGUGUAACAUGCCCAGUAGCUGGUUAUCCUAUUGAAAGCACCGUUUGGGAGCGCGACAACCGUGUUCUACCCAUCAACAGAAAGCAGAAAGUCUUUCCCAAUGGUACACUCAUCAUCGAGAACGUUGAAAGACACAGUGAUCAAGCCACCUACACAUGUGUCGCACGGAACGCCCAAGGAUACUCAGCACGCGGUACACUCGAAGUUCAAGUCAUGGUUGCUCCUCAAAUAGUGCCUUUUGUGAUGGGUGAUGAACCGGCGAACUGGGGGGAUGCAGUAACCGCGACUUGCACAGUCUUCAAAGGCGACUUUCCGAUUAACAUCGAGUGGUCGUUGAACGAUCAACCAAUCCACAAUAAUUAUCCUGAUAUAGUAAUAAGUACGUCGAGUAAACGCGUGAGUGUCUUAACAAUCGAUCAAGUAACAGCACGACAUGCCGGUGAAUACUCCUGCAGCGCCAGCAAUGCAGCGGGCGGAAUGAGUUACACAGCAUCACUGAGCGUCAACGUGCCACCACGUUGGAUUCUGGAGCCUACUGACAAAGCAUUUGCUCAGGGGUCUGAUGCACGAGUUGAAUGUAAAGCCGAUGGGUUUCCUAAGCCGCAAGUCACAUGGAAGAGAGCUGCUGGGGACACACCAGGCGAUUACACAGACUUGAAACUUAACAACCCAGACAUAAGUGUAGAAGAUGGAACUCUGUCCAUCAAUAAUAUCCAAAAAACCAAUGAAGGAUACUAUCUCUGUGAGGCCGUUAAUGGAAUUGGAUCAGGACUCUCUGCUGUUAUUCUCAUUUCAGUUCAAGCUCCACCUCACUUUGAGAUUAAACUUCGUAAUCAGACUGCUCGACGAGGAGAGCCUGCAGUACUGCAGUGUGAGGCACAGGGUGAAAAGCCAAUUGGAAUCCUUUGGAAUAUGAACAAUAAGAGACUGGAUCCGAAGAGUGACUCUCGGUAUACAAUUCGUGAGGAAAUUCUUGCUAAUGGAGUUUUAGCUGAUUUGAGUAUCAAACGUACUGAAAGGAGUGAUUCAGCGCUGUUUACAUGUGUGGCGACGAAUGCGUUUGGAAGUGAUGACACCAGCAUCAAUAUGAUUGUCCAAGAAGUUCCUGAGGUCCCCUAUGGUCUUAAAGUUUUAGAUAAAUCUGGAAGAUCUGUGCAACUGUCGUGGGCAGCGCCUUAUCAUGGAAACAGUCCCAUCAAACGUUAUAUCAUUGAGUACAAAAUGAGCAAGGGAAGUUGGGAGACUGACGUUGAUCGUGUUCUGGUACCUAGCUCUCAGCAGAAUGUGGCCAGUGUGUUCAAUCUGAGACCUGCAACCACUUAUCACCUUCGAAUUAUUGCUGAGAAUGAAAUUGGCACUUCUGAUCCUUCUGAUACGGUCACCAUUAUUACGGCGGAAGAAGCACCUUCAGGUCCACCAAGCGCUGUUAGAGUGGAAGCUCUUGAUCAACAUACUCUUAAGGUAACAUGGAAACCUCCGCCACGUGAAGACUGGAACGGCGAGAUCCUGGGUUACUACGUUGGCUACCGUCUAUCGUCUUCUGAGAAACCUUACAUGUUCGAAACAGUUGAAUUUUCCAAAGAGGACGGCAAGGAGCACCACCUUCAAAUAAUGAAUCUUAAAACCUAUACUCAAUAUAGUGUGGUUGUACAAGCCUUCAAUAAAGUCGGCUCCGGUCCUAUGACAGAGGAGCGCCGAGCGCACACUGCCGAAGGAGUCCCUGAACAACCCCCUCAUGACACUACCUGCACCACUCUGACCUCCCAGACCAUCAGAGUUUCCUGGGUCUCCCCACCUCUCAGUGCAGCCAACGGUGUGAUCACUGGAUAUAAAGUUAUUUAUGGACCCUCAGACACGUGGUACGAUGAGAACUCCCAAGACACGAAGAUCACCUCCUCAAGUGAGACAAUCCUCCAUGGUUUGAAAAAGUACACCAACUACUCCAUGCAAGUUCUAGCUUUCACCUCGGGAGGUGACGGCGUCAAAUCCGCCCCGAUCCACUGUCAGACUGAACAAGAUGCUCCUGAAGCCCCAAUUGCAGUGAAAGCCCUCGUGAUGUCUCCGGAAUCGGUCCUCGUAUCCUGGAGACCACCGAGCCAACCUAACGGCGUCAUUUCCCAGUACACUAUCUACACUAAGUCCGAUAAUGCUGAGGAAGCGGUCAGCCAGAAAGUUCCACCUAAUCAACUGACUUACGAAGCCACUGGACUUGAUAAACAGAGGAGGUAUGAUUUCUGGGUGACAGCCAGUACUAACAUUGGGGAGGGAGAGGCUUCAAAAAUUGUGUCGCUAGCACCUAAUACGAGAGUUCCAGCGAAAAUCGCUUCUUUUGAUGAUAAAUUCACUGCAACGUACAAGGAAGAUGUUAAGCUUCCGUGUUUAGCUGUAGGAGUUCCAGCUCCUGAGGUGACCUGGAAGGUUCAUGAUGCUAAGCUUCAGCCCAGUGACAGAUUGAGACAACUCCCAGAAGGCUCGUUGUUUAUCAAAGAAGUAGAUAGGGCUGACGCGGGAGAAUAUUCUUGUUACGUUGAAAAUUCGUUUGGACAUGAUACAGUCACGCAUCAGCUGAUUGUCCAGGCCCCACCGCAUUCUCCUCAAAUUACUUUCACAAGUACGACGACAAACUCGUUAACGAUGAAAUUGCGACCUCAUCCCAAUGAUAAUACGCCUAUUCAUGGAUACACAAUUCACUAUAAACCCGAGUUUGGCGAGUGGGAUACGGUGCAGAUCAGUUCUACUGUGCAAAAAUAUUCACUUGAAAAUCUAUUCUGUGGGUCAAGAUACCAAAUUUAUGUUACUGCUUAUAAUGGAAUCGGAACUGGAGAUAGGUCUGAUAUAUUGAAUACUAGGACUAAAGGAUCUAAACCAAUCAUCCCGGAGGCUUCCCGCUUCAUCGAGGUUUCCACGAAUAGCAUUACACUACAUCUCAAUGCUUGGUCUGAUGGAGGAUGUCCUAUGCUGUAUUUUGUGGUUGAAUACAAAAAAAAAUCUCAUGCAGAAUGGAUACAAGUAUCGAACAAUGUGAAACCAGGUGGCAAUUUUGUAGUCCUUGAUCUAGACCCAGCGAAUUGGUAUCAACUUCGUGUAACAGCUCACAAUAACGCAGGAUUCGCAGUAGCAGAAUACGAAUUUGCAACUUUAACUGUAACUGGAGGCACCAUUGCACCGGCUCGCGAGAUUCCUGAUGUUAACCGGGGCGGCAGUAGUGAUGAAGAUCCCAUGAAGAUAUUCAUGGCGAAUUUAAAUCUCGUAGUACCUGUAGUUGCUGCCCUCCUUGUUAUCAUCGUUGCCGUAAUCGUUAUUUGUGUUUUACGAGGAAGAGGACAUGGUAGAAGUGAUAAAGAUGAUGUCGUUUAUCAGCAGACUGGUGCUAUCGGUGCUACUCUAGACAAACGAAGGCCCGACCUCCGUGACGAACUCGGCUACAUCGCCCCACCAAAUCGUAAAUUACCACCUGUACCUGGCUCGAAUUACAACACGUGUGAUCGUAUCAAGCGAGGUACAGUUAUAAGUGGGACAGGCUCGUUUAGAAGUCAUUCAACGUGGGAUCCACGGCGUCACAUGUACGAAGAACUGUCGCACUGUGCCCCGAAUCGAAGGUGUCCGCCGCCACCGCUCAUGGGCAGUACAGAUGCUUUAUCUCACAGAGGUAUGGAGGAUGAAAUUUGUCCGUACGCAACAUUCCAUUUACUUGGCUUCCGAGAGGAAAUGGAUCCAAGCAAGGCAAUGCAAUUCCAGACAUUCCCACAUCCUGCCAAUGGACAUUCUGGUACCAUGGGACCCCCAGCUGGGCAUCCAACAAAUGCAUCUGCUCACAGUCGCUCUGGAUCUCAAUCAAUGCCAAGACAAAACGGUAGAUAUUCGCGAGUCCCAUCUCAAGGAGGCCAGACAGUUUUCUCUCCAGAAUACGAUGACCCUGCCAAUUGCGCUCCUGAAGAGGAUCAAUAUGGUUCUCAGUAUGGACAGUAUGGAGCUCCUUAUGAUCACUACGGAUCGCGAGGUUCUGUUGGACGUCGCAGUGUUGGUUCUGCUCGUAAUCUUCCACUCUCAAACUCACCUGAACCCCCACCACCGCCACCAAGGAACCAUGACCAGAACAACUCGAGUUUCAAUGAUAGCAAGGAAAGCAAUGAGAUUAGUGAAGCUGAGUGUGAUCGUGAUCAACUUCAGAUGAAUCGUAAUUAUGGCGUUAAUGCCCGCGGCAAGGAUGGCAUGACUACCGAGGAGAUGCGCAAGCUUAUUGAGAGGAACUCAAACGAAGUCACCGGCAGGCAAGCAGGUUCCUCCCACGGGAGUCACGGGGGACUCCUCACACCCUACGAUACUGUGGCAGUGUAAUCUGUAAAAUCGUUGAUAAACCAUUAUUAUUCGUCUCGAAAAUUAAUAUCUCCCAAAUUGCAUCAACUAAACAAUCAACUCCCGUCAUCGACUGCAACGUCGAGAUUGAUAUACGUUAUAAUCAUCAUUAACAUCACGCGUAAUCAAUGAUAAAACAAAUUUUUAUUCCUCCCUUACAACGAUUGACAUUAGUCUACCUUUUACCAUCUUUGAUAGAUAGGUUUUGAUUAAGAAUUUAUGUAUAUUUAUACUAUACACAUACAUUGGUUAUUCGUGUGAUAAUUUUUUUUAUAUCUCAUAAUGCGCAAUCUUGAAUUUUAUUUUCAUUAUCCUGAUGACGACUAUGAAUGGAAGAUCCAACAAAACAAACCAAGAAAUGGAAAGAUCAUCAUCGUUAACUAGGGAUUGCGCUUAAGGAAAUGAGUAACAUGUAUUUUAGGUCUAAAGGAUUUCGGAACUAUGUAGAGAUAACAAAACGAAUUGGUUGCUCCUUAUGACCAUGGUUGUGCCACACUGCCGCUCUCUUGUAGGCAAAACUCAACGAUAAAUGAGAUAUUCAUUUGAAUUUUCCUAUUAUUUCGUAACGAAGGUUGUGCAUCUGCUGAGAACCCAAAAUAAAUUAAAAACAAUAAUAAUAAAUCGAAGAAAGACGCGGAUGCCCCUUAAUAAUGCUUAAGUCUUUUGAGGCUCUAGAUAUCAUGUAGAAUUACCCAAAAAGUUGUCGUUAUUGUCGUCCGUUCGCACACAUGUUCUUCCGUCACGUUGGAACGUCAUACAAGUUGGUUUGUAUGAGAAUCAGAGGUGUAAGAAAAUUUAAAGACAUCUGAAUUGGGAGGAAAAUUGAGAACCAUUUUGUCCGCCGGAUGGAUCCGACGCCUCUCCUCACCCAAUAUUUAAUCCAUUAUUCCUUGCACCAUUUCACAAUUAUACAUAAAAUAUAAAUAUAUUAUAAUAUAUAAAUAACAAUUGAUUGAUUAUAAUAAAUGCGACGAUGAUGUAACUAGUUUUUAACAGACUCAAGCCAUUGGAGUCUGAUAUACAUUGAUAUUAUUCAUGGUUGAACAUAUGUAGAAUAGGACUCAAUGGUAAGAAGGUAAAUAACGAAAAGGAGAACUACAAUAUCGAAACGGGAUUCAUCAUUCACAUGAUCAAACAUUAAUUGAGUGAUAAAUGCAAAUUGCAGUAGUAAUUCUCCAAAUUCGUAUUUAUCUUGACAACAAAACACUUGAUACUCGUUUUAGCAUAUUUAACGUAGAUAUUUGGGUCGCAUUUAUUUCAUCGCCGUUUUUACAAAUGAGUCGGACGGUAAUUCAUGCAAAAUUGCCGCACUCCGAGUUUAGGGGAAUGAGGAAUGAUGACUAGAUUUUCAUUCAUUAUAACAUAUGAAUGACGUUUGGAAAAUUUCGAUAUUGGCCAUUUGAGACUUGAGUGAUAAAUAGCCAAUCAUUAGAAUUAUUUUUUAGAAAAUCGAUUGAUCAAAAUGAAUUACUAAACAAUUCCUCCUUCUCCGGCUUCGGUUCCAUCGUAUUCUUUUCUAAUCAAUGUGAUUUACAAAAAAUGCUGAGCAAGUUUGUUCGUGUCUCGUGUAUGUGUUAAGCAAAAAUCGUGCAACCCAAGAUAUAGCUGUUCGCUCUCCUAUUAAUAAUAAUAAAUAAUAUUAAUGCCAAUAAUACUACAACUGUUAUACUAAACAGAAGUAAACAAGAAUUAGAAUAAGAGUACAAUUGUAAUAGAUAUUACGACUUAAUUUCGUAAUGUGUGGAAAACUUUUCACUCAUUCAUAUGUGUUAUGUUCAAAAACCAUCAUUCACUCCCCAGCCCCCCUUUCGAUUCCUAAUUAUUUAAGAUUAAAUGAUUGAAAAGUGGAAAAUGAAACGUAAUUAUAUUAUACACAUACCUACUUCAAAUUGCACCCGACACAUUCAAGGAUCCAUUCGAUGAAAAUUAUGUGAAGUAUGUUAAGCGCAUUCAAUGGAUAUCAACGUUUCAUGAUCUGCCAAUUUUGAAAGUGCUUCUGCUUCUUAGUGUAAAAGCAUCAUUUUUUUAUACGUGCGAUUAAUGUAUGCACUUUAAGUUGUCCGUAUUUUAUUCGUUACACUAUCAAUCGCGGGCAAGGAUUGUUUGAAUAAAUUCUUGUUCCAAAUCCCCUUUCAAUGUAGUUGACAAUUUUCGAUUAUCAUUGAAUUCGUAGAUCCUGGAUAUACUGAAUUUUCUUAAUUUUGGGACUGCAAUCAAUCGGCUAUCUAUGUUCAGUGCCACAGUUUUGUUUUUAUACCAAAGUUGUAGUAUCUAACUUUACGUUGAAUAAACGAUACAUAAAAACAA